AUGCGAUGCAAGCCAGCCGGUCCCAGGAAUGCAGACAAGGUCGAACACUUGCCCCCGCCUUCAGAAUGCGAAAACCCGAAGUACAUCGUGACGGGCACCAGAGACCGCUUCGGCUUCCUGAAGCCGGGGCGGCUGGACACCUUGCAGUUCCCGGCGGAAGAGUGGCACAAAUGCUGCUUGAUCAACGACGGCAAGAAGAUGCAGUGUGAAGAUGUGACAGCCAUGCCAUUCUCUGAGCUGAUCAAUCAGCAUCACGGAAUGUGUGGCUCGCACGCCUGCAUGGGUGCGGAUGAACGAUGCCUGCACGUAGAUCAUCAAGAGGAGGAGCUGACAAACCCGAAGAAGGGGCAAUGCCCUGGCUCCUGCAGUGGAGACUGCAUGCGCUCCUCGGAGCGUCUGGAAUGUGUCCGCCUAGGCAUGACCGUCCAGGAGGGCGGCACAGAAGGCCACGAUGCGCAAUAUGUGCGUGGAGCCUUCAACCAGCCAGAGAAAUAUGAAGUCUUUUCUUUGUCGAUGCCGCUGUGGCUGGAACAGUGGAGAAGGAGACGGAUGCACUGGGAGCAGUUCUUGUGA
Molecule: messenger RNA, 573 nt
Organism: Effrenium voratum
Lineage: Eukaryota; Dinophyceae; Suessiales; Symbiodiniaceae
Source: the annotation of a GenBank genome assembly